GAACUCUCGCUUUGAGUGGGCGUGUCCCCCAGCGAGUCCGUGCUUUUAUGGGCAUGCGCAAUGAACUGUCCGGCAGUCACAGUCUAGUCACAGUGCAUGCAGUGUCAUUUUGAAUCAUGCAGCUAAAGGACAUCAUGCCGUCCAGGGACGGCAAAGUGGCUGUCGUCGCCUACCUCAUCUCCAUCGUCUCGUUCUUCGUGAUGGUGGUAGAAGAGGUAGACUGGUGGGCCAUACCUCUGGUCGAGGGCGUCGCCUACUUCAUCAUGAUCCUCAUCAUAGACGUCAAGAUUGUCCAGGUCAUCUUCAUCGUUCACUCCCUGGGACUCGUGUUCUCUGUGGGCGGUCUCAUCGCCGUAUCCGACCACCCCUUCUCCAGUUUCGGGGUCUACAUGAUGGCUAUGUCUUUCUUCCACUGGUCGGAGUACGUCACGACGGCUAUAUUCAACCCCUCUACUCUCUCCCUGGACUCGUUCCUCAUCAACCACAGCUGGGAGUAUGGCGUGGCGGCCUGUGCCAGCUGGCUGGAGUUCUGGGUCGAGUAUUACUUCUUCCCUGGUCUCAAGACGCUCAGAAUCUUCUUCUGGGUGGGGCUGGUGAUGGUUGUAUUGGGGGAGACCCUGAGGAAAGUGGCAAUGUUCACGGCAGGCUCAAACUUUACCCACCAAGUCCAGAAUGUCAAGCGGCCUAAUCACAGUCUCGUCACCACAGGGGUGUACUCGCUAUUUAGACACCCAUCCUACGUAGGGUGGUUCUAUUGGAGCAUAGGGACUCAGAUAUUAGUGUUCAACCCAGUAUGCUCCGUGGGCUAUGCAAUAGUCACGUGGAUGUUCUUCCGAGAGAGAAUAGAGGAGGAGGAGAAACUGCUACUGUGGUUCUUUGGUGAUGAGUACUCUCAGUACAAGGAGAAAGUUGGCACUGGGAUUCCAUUUCUUCCUGGCUACAAACACAAGACGUCUUAGGGAGGGCAGUCUAUUCAUAGGGAGCUUUUGAACUCUUAGGGCACAAACAGAGUUAUCAAUUGCUACUCUAACGCACGACUCGCUUACAUCUUUCUAAAGGCAUUCACCUAUUCAAGUUUUCUUUCUGUAAGAAGGCCCAUCAUCUAAGCCCAAAACGGGUCCAAUGAAUGAGUGCUCUUGCUGGCGACACAAGAUAUACAUACAACGUACUAUCAUGUUAGUUGUCAGUGAGUUUGACCAAUGACUGAUGUCAUGAUUUUACAUGCAUUUAGGCAGUUGUAGUUUGUACUAACACAAUAGUGCACACAUGUAGCUAUAGGUGUUAUAUUGGUGUUCCCUACCAGGUUUAGUAAGGUAAUCUUUGACAUAGACAUCAAUGGGGAGUGGGGACAGACUAGACUUGGAAACCGCUUGCAACAAUAAUGUGGAUAUAGCUCAAACGUCCUACCUUGCAAAGUUAUGGAACAAUAAUUAUCGUUGUGGGUAUAUAGGGGGAACUAGAUACGAGACCAAGGGCUGCUGUAUUUGAUAGCAGAACACUGGGCUGAGCCAGAGAC
Geodia barretti is the source of this 1516-nucleotide messenger RNA. The record is from the annotation of a GenBank genome assembly. Lineage: Eukaryota; Metazoa; Porifera; Demospongiae; Tetractinellida; Geodiidae.